This is a messenger RNA of Spathaspora passalidarum NRRL Y-27907, 487 nucleotides long. RefSeq names its product Pir32p (gene PIR32). The coding region runs from base 215 to 487 and encodes 90 amino acids. Lineage: Eukaryota; Fungi; Ascomycota; Pichiomycetes; Serinales; Debaryomycetaceae. Gene Ontology annotation, molecular function: structural constituent of cell wall. Gene Ontology annotation, biological process: fungal-type cell wall organization. Gene Ontology annotation, cellular component: fungal-type cell wall. The record is from RefSeq and is a predicted model, not a curated record. The transcript has a single exon.
CAAGAACAAGGAUAACAACAGAUACCGUGAUGGUGAUGACAACCACAAACACUAUGAUGACAAGGACAAGGAUAACCACAGACACCAGGAUGAUGACAACUACCACAAGUAUCCUCAUGAAGAAGACCACCAUAGAUAUUAUCCUGACCAUGAAGAAGAAGAAUUUAUCUCUCCAGUUUAUGCUGUUGCCUGUUAUGGAAACUCAACAUUAAGAAUGACAUUAAAGGAUGGAAUUUUAAGAGAUUCAGAUAAUAGAAUCGGUAGUAUUGUUUCCGGACAUCAAUUCCAAUUUGAUGGUCCCACCCCUCAACAUGGUGCUGUUUAUGCUGCUGGAUGGUCAAUUACUAAAGACGGUCAAUUAGCUUUAGGUGAUUCAACUAAAUUCUUCCAAUGUGCUUCUGGAAAUUUCUAUAACUUAUAUGAUGAACCAAUUGGUUAUCAAUGUCAUCCAGUCACUUUAGAUGUUGUUGAAUUGAUUGAAUGUUGA